Messenger RNA from Colletotrichum paranaense, 159 nucleotides. RefSeq lists its product as uncharacterized. Lineage: Eukaryota; Fungi; Ascomycota; Sordariomycetes; Glomerellales; Glomerellaceae. The record is from RefSeq and is a predicted model, not a curated record. Bases 1 to 159 code for a protein of 52 amino acids. The transcript has a single exon.
AUGCCCGUCCCUUCAGACUAUGAAUACAACCCUUGCCUCGCACUCACUCACCUACGCAGUAGGUCGAUCCGUUCGCCCUGGAUGAAAUGGAGGCUAUUGUUUGGCCAACUUUGUUUGUCCGACACAGACUCGUCGCAACCGCACCCGCAAGGAACCUAG